This is a messenger RNA of Pocillopora damicornis (cauliflower coral), 1735 nucleotides long. Its product is annotated as histamine H2 receptor. NCBI's taxonomy places the organism in Eukaryota, Metazoa, Cnidaria, Anthozoa, Scleractinia, Pocilloporidae. The record is from RefSeq and is a predicted model, not a curated record. Gene Ontology annotation, biological process: G protein-coupled receptor signaling pathway. Gene Ontology annotation, cellular component: membrane. Gene Ontology annotation, molecular function: G protein-coupled receptor activity.
UCAAGCUACACAAGACUUGCGCCAUCAUUUCCCGGGAAAGAAAACCACAAUAAUGUCAACCGAAAACUAUACUGAGUUCACAGAGCGAAAAUUGACAGAUUCGUGCACAGAAGAUUUAACAGGGGAUUUACGUUGGCAUCUAACUUUUCUAUCGGUUGUGAACAUUUUCCUUGCCAUUACAGCCAUUCUUGGGAACACGCUGAUUCUUGUUGCUCUACAUCACGAGUCUUCCCUUCAUCCGCCAUCCAAACUCUUGCUCCGUUGUCUGGCUACAACUGAUCUGUCCGUUGGUCUUAUCUCCCAGCCACUCUCUGUUGCUUUUUGGAUCUCAAUUGUGGUCAGAAACUGGACUUUUUGCCGAUUAUUCAGUAUUCUGACUUUUAUGGCUAGUUACUUAUUGGGUUCCGUUUCUUUGUUGACGCUGACAGUGAUUAGCGUGGAAAGGCUUCUCGCCCUAAUGCUUGGGUUGCGAUACAGACAAGUUGUAACGUGUAGGCGAAUUUCCGUGACUCUGGCUCUUAUCUGGAUAGUAUCUACAGUGGCUGCAAUGAUCUCACGAUGGAAUGCCCUAAUCACAACAUGGUAUGGCUACAUUGGUAUAUCACUGAGUUUAACGACCUCAACUUUUUCCUACUCAAUGAUUUUCUGGAGGCUCCGCCAACACCAAACUCGACUACAUGUACAGACAAAUCAGACGAGUACACUUGAUAUUGCCCGAUAUAAAAAGGCUGUCUCGAGUGCAUUGUGGCUGCAGUUGGCAUUAAUAGCUUGCUAUCUGCCAUUUCAAAUUACAGAUAUCAUUUAUGAUCCAGACAAUGUUAAAACAUCAGUCUUUCUCGCCGCUCAAAUCACGUUCAUUUUAGUUUACCUAAAUUCAACAUUAAAUCCCAUUCUUUACUGCUGGAAGAUUGGAGAAGUAAGAGAAGCUGUGAACGACAUAUUAAGGAAAUGGUUUUGUUCAUUAUAGGCUCAUAUAAUUUCUUCACUCUACGAACCAUUUUGGUUACAAUGUAUAUGUGUUAGUGACUAAGUGUGAGGUCGAGAUAAUGGCCGAGUUAAUUUUUUACGUUUUUACAGAUUGAGACGAUUUUGAGGUCAACAAAAACGCAAAAAAGAACGAGGCGAAUAUUCAGCCAUCUUGCCGAACAAGCUUGGUCAAUAAAGGAUUUUUAAUACAGCCAAACAAUGUUUCGAUACGACAAAAAUCAAGAACGACUCGUUUACUUCAAGAGCCGGGAAAGAGAUCGAACAGUGUUUGUCGCAAAAUAACCCAAGCCCAUCAGAACACAGGAUUCGCUUCACAUUGCCUACGGCCGCUGCUGGCUGUAUAAUAAACGUACCUCCUGGGUAUCGAUAGAGGAAAAAAAUAAUAACAUAUAAUUUUAAGGUUAUGUUUGUGUUUUGGCUAUUAGAUGAAAAAAGGUCAUUAUGCACCUAUUGUAAUGAUUUAAUUUUGAAGAAAAUUUACCAAUGAUAAUGGUCAAGGUGAUUCUCAUUAAGGACGAUGUAAACGGCAACAUAUGUCUUUCCAUUUGCGUCUUUCAAAUGGAAAUUUACCUGUAAAGCAUAUUUCAUUUGAAUCCCUAUAGUAUGAAAUUAAUGCCAUCACUUGAAAACUUCAAAAUUGGACUAUAAUGAAGAGUUGGCGCCAUCGAUUUGCUUUAAGAAAUGGAAAAUCAGCAGGAUGGAGGAUCUUAAUUGAUCAAAACAAUAUUCAUUAAUAAUAACAUUGCUU